Molecule: messenger RNA, 2773 nt
Organism: Tupaia belangeri chinensis (Chinese tree shrew)
Lineage: Eukaryota; Metazoa; Chordata; Mammalia; Scandentia; Tupaiidae
Gene: MTA2
Product: metastasis associated 1 family member 2
Exons: 19
Coding region: 1-2175 (724 amino acids)
Biological process (GO): negative regulation of transcription by RNA polymerase II
Cellular component (GO): nucleoplasm; NuRD complex
Molecular function (GO): sequence-specific DNA binding; transcription corepressor activity; histone deacetylase binding
Source: RefSeq, a predicted model, not a curated record
AUGCAAAUUACAGGCAAACCCCGACGACACUCUUGGGGCCGCGUCGGGGAGUGGUCUUGGGAAAGUGGUUCCGAAGGACCUGAUAGGGUAGGGAGGGGGCCGAGUGGCCAGGACGACGGCUCUGCCACCAGCGAAGGAAGGAACCGCUUGGAGGUUUCCUCUCCCCAGGCGUUAUUGUGCGCCGCGGUUCGCAAAGAUUACGUCUAUUUUGAGAACUCCUCCAGCAAUCCUUACCUGGUUAGACGGAUUGAGGAGCUCAACAAGACUGCAAAUGGAAACGUGGAGGCAAAGGUGGUCUGUCUUUUCCGGCGAAGGGAUAUUUCCAGUAGCCUCAACAGCCUGGCUGAUAGUAAUGCCCGAGAGUUUGAGGAGGAAUCAAAGCAACCAGGGGUGUCGGAGCAGCAGCGACAUCAACUGAAGCACCGAGAGCUUUUUCUUUCUCGGCAGUUUGAAUCAUUACCAGCCACUCACAUACGGGGCAAAUGCAGCGUGACCCUCUUGAAUGAAACAGAUAUCUUGAGCCAGUAUUUGGAAAAAGAGGACUGUUUUUUUUACUCGCUGGUGUUUGAUCCUGUGCAGAAGACACUUCUAGCUGACCAGGGGGAGAUCAGAGUUGGUUGCAAAUACCAAGCUGAGAUCCCAGAUCGCCUGGCAGAGGGAGAAUCUGAUAAUCGAAACCAACAGAAGAUGGAGAUGAAGGUCUGGGACCCAGACAAUCCUCUCACAGACCGGCAGAUUGAUCAGUUUCUCGUGGUGGCCCGGGCUGUGGGGACCUUCGCGAGAGCCCUAGAUUGCAGCAGCUCCAUUCGGCAGCCAAGCCUACACAUGAGUGCAGCUGCCGCCUCCCGGGACAUCACCCUGUUUCAUGCAAUGGAUACUUUGCAAAGGAAUGGCUAUGACCUGGCCAAGGCCAUGUCAACCCUGGUACCCCAGGGGGGCCCCGUGCUGUGUCGGGAUGAGAUGGAAGAAUGGUCUGCCUCAGAGGCCAUGCUUUUUGAGGAGGCCCUAGAGAAGUACGGGAAGGAUUUCAAUGAUAUUCGUCAGGAUUUCCUACCCUGGAAGUCACUUGCCAGCAUAGUCCAGUUUUAUUACAUGUGGAAAACCACAGACCGGUAUAUUCAGCAGAAAAGAUUGAAAGCUGCUGAGGCAGACAGUAAACUGAAACAGGUCUACAUCCCCACCUACACUAAGCCAAACCCUAAUCAAAUCAUUUCUGUGGGUUCAAAACCUGGUAUGAACGGAGCUGGGUUCCAGAAGGGCCUGACUUGCGAGAGCUGUCACACCACACAGUCUGCUCAGUGGUAUGCCUGGGGCCCACCCAACAUGCAGUGCCGCCUCUGUGCUUCCUGUUGGAUCUACUGGAAGAAGUAUGGGGGACUGAAGACCCCAACCCAGCUCGAGGGGGCUGCUCGGGGCACCACGGAGCCACACUCGCGAGGUCAUUUGUCCAGACCUGAAGCCCAAAGCCUCUCUCCCUAUACAACCAGCGCCAACCGGGCCAAGCUACUGGCUAAGAACAGGCAAACUUUUCUGCUCCAGACCACAAAGCUGACCCGUCUUGCCAGACGCAUGUGCAGGGACCUGUUGCAGCCGAGGAGGGCUGCCCGCCGACCCUAUGCCCCUAUCAAUGCCAAUGCCAUCAAGGCAGAGUGCUCCAUUCGACUCCCUAAGGCUGCAAAGACUCCACUGAAGAUUCACCCUUUGGUGCGGCUGCCCUUAGCAACUAUCGUCAAAGAUCUGGUGGCUCAGGCGCCUUUGAAACCAAAAACACCUCGAGGUACCAAGACCCCUAUCAACCGAAACCAGCUGACCCAGAAUCGAGGCCUGGGAGGCAUUAUGGUGAAACGGGCCUAUGAGACUAUGGCAGGGGCAGGGAUCCCCUUCUCUGCCAAUGGAAGGCCUCUGGCCUCAGGGAUUCGCUCAAGUUCCCAGCCAGCAGCCAAGCGUCAGAAACUAAACCCAGCUGAUGCUCCCAAUCCAGUGGUGUUUGUGGCUACAAAAGAUACCAGGGCCCUCAGGAAGGCUCUGACCCACCUAGAGAUGCGGCGAGCUGCCCGCAGGCCCAACUUGCCCCUGAAGGUGAAGCAGACGCUGAUUACAGUGCGGCCCGCGGUCCCUCUCCCUGCACCCUCACAUCCUGCCAGUACCAAUGAGCCCAUCGUCCUGGAGGACUGAGCAUCUGUGGGGAAGGGAGGUGGGCUGAAAUACAGAAGAUGGGUGCCUAGGGCACCCAAACUCCCUUCCCUUUAGUAUCAAAGGGAGGGAGGAUGGGGGCAAGGGAGUGUAUGUCCCUGGAGGGCUUGUGCGCCCUCUAGUGUCACCACCUCCUGACUUGUACCCAUCCCAUGCUUCUCUGUGCUUGGUGAUGGAGGGUGAACUGCAGGAACUUGGCCUAUGUGGGAACCUAGCCUGUUUGGGGAUAGGACCCACAGUUGUCUUAGACAGUUUGGGGGGGAGGGUUUUUUAAUUUUUUAAAAAUUUUGCCUCCCUUUGUGAAAGGGGUUGGGGAGGGGAAGAGGAAACAGCUAUCAGGUGGUGGUACCUGAUUGGGGGAGGGGGGCCAGCACUGCCAUGUCUUUUUUUUUUUUUUUUUUUCCUGAUUGAGGGUUUCUCUUCCUGUCCGGUGUCCGGACUUUCCUAAUUGGAACUUUGAGGCCCCUAAGCUGGCAUCAACCCCAGCCCAUGCUCGCUCUUUCCAUCCCUCCCCUUCCCCCCUGCCUUUUGUACGCCAAUUCUCAGAAAUAAAGAUCUUUUGUCCGUUUUUUUAACCUCG